AUGGAGGACCGGAGGGGCCCAAGGAAGUCCCCGGCAGCUAGGCGAGCCGGGUCUCUGGACGGGUCACAGGCCCCCCGGAGGGACUCAGAGGCCAUGGCCUGUCAGUGCCUCUCCCUGCGCACCACCCCCCGCCAGCGGGCGCUUCGCCGGGUGGCCAGCGAUGUGGCCAGAUGUUCCGAGAGCCUCACUCUAUCUGCAGAGGCCCAGGGCACUGUAGCUGCAGCCUUGGCUCCAGAGGAGAUGAAGGAGUUGGUCGCCAGGGAGCAAAGGCCCUCCGAAGACUCCAAGAAGGACAAGGCCCAAGGGUGGGCCCAGCAGGGGUGGAUGAAGAGCAUUCUGAACUUCCUCCUCCUCAGGACAGGCUCUGAGGAACCCAAAGACAAGACCCAUAGGAAGCCUAAGUGGAAGGAGGAGCCCACUGAGCCCUCAGAGGCUGCAGAGGAUCCAGCCCUCAGGAAGAAAGCCCAGGACAAGAAAGCCAACCGCAAGAAACACAGGAAACAUGAUUUUGAAGAAACCCUUGGGGCCCCCAACCAGGUGGCCAGAGGCCACGAGGUUGGGGUAGCUGUGGAGGCUGACCGGGGCUUGGCUUGCAGGGGUGCUCAAGAUUCUGAUGGCCACCAACCCCUGCCCAUCGAAGGGUGCAGUGCUACACUCUUGGACAUCUCUCCCCAGGCUUCAGGACCCCAGCCAAAGGAGGACCCCAAAAAGCCUGACCAGGACGCGGUCAUCUGGAUGAUUGUGGAGUUGCUCAAGGAAGUAGGAGACCAGUUGGAGGAGGAGCAACCACAGAUCCCUCAGUUAGAACUGGCUCCACAAAACCGGGGGCCAGCCCUCAGGAAAAAAUCUCAAGAUAAAAAGUCCAGCCUCAAGAAAGCCUUUUCUCUUAAGAAGCCUGGCUCUGAGGUACCCAGGAGAGCGUGCCCUGCCGACACCGCCAGCCCCGAGGCCCGGCCGCCCAGGAGGCCCAGCUUCCUGCCGCUGUGUGUCGGUGGCCAGCGCCUCUCCUCCUCCAGCAGCCCCGACACAGAGGGACCUGGAGUCCACGAGGCGCUGUGUGUGGACGGCGAGGGUCCCAGGGCCCCUGAGCUUCCCUGCCAACACAAACACCAGGGAGCCGACGAGGAGCCGCCGCUGGACAGAGCCGCCGAAUCCAGAGAAUUCAUGCAGAAGAUCCUUGCCCUGCUGCAAGAUGCCGAGGAGCUGGAGGGGGAGCAGCAACCUCAAGCCCCGGAGGCAGAAUUGGCUGUAGAAAAGCUGGCCCCAGCCUGCAGGAAGAGGUCCCAGGAGAAGAAGUCCAGCCUCCGGAGAGCCUUUUCUCAUAAAAAACAUGGGUCCAAGGAGCCCAAGAGAGGGAGUGCUGCUGACACCGCCAGCCCCGAGGCCCGGCCGCCCAGGAGGCCCAGCUUCUUGCCCCUGUGUGUUGGUGGCCACCGGCCCUCUAUCUCCAGUAGCUCAGAGGAGCUGCUCAUCUGCAGGCUGGUGGUGCUCCUCCAGGAAGUGGAUGGCCAGCUAGGGAAGCAGAUCCGGCGCCACCCCAGCUUUAAGAAGUUUUUUCACGAGUUCUCGGACAGCUCCCUCAAGAAGCUCGUGACCACCCUGCAGAGGCAGCAAGGCCGCUCCUCCGAGGGCGCUGGCCGCGUGGCCAGACCCUCCCCUUUUGCUUUUGACCUGAUGAAUCAGCUGACCAGCCACCAGAGCCGAACCAUCUGCAGCCUCAUGGGCUCCAGGGGGCACUGUAGUGGGCACAACUAUGCCCAGUUCCCCACCAGGGAGGCCCAGCCGAAGAUCACAAAUCUGGAGAGUAUUCAAAGUCCAGACUGA
Molecule: messenger RNA, 1824 nt
Organism: Dipodomys spectabilis (banner-tailed kangaroo rat)
Lineage: Eukaryota; Metazoa; Chordata; Mammalia; Rodentia; Heteromyidae
Gene: Bnip5
Product: BCL2 interacting protein 5
Exons: 10
Coding region: 1-1824 (607 amino acids)
Source: RefSeq, a predicted model, not a curated record